Messenger RNA from Lampris incognitus (smalleye Pacific opah), 1446 nucleotides. It is a transcript of the gene rgs9a, whose product is annotated as regulator of G protein signaling 9a. Lineage: Eukaryota; Metazoa; Chordata; Actinopteri; Lampriformes; Lampridae. The record is from RefSeq and is a predicted model, not a curated record. Gene Ontology annotation, biological process: G protein-coupled receptor signaling pathway; intracellular signal transduction; regulation of G protein-coupled receptor signaling pathway. Bases 1 to 1446 code for a protein of 481 amino acids. The transcript has 17 exons.
AUGACAAUAAGGAUGGCACGUCCCCAACGGGGACAGCAUCACCGGUCCCGUAUGCAUUGUCUGAAAAAGUUGGAGACCACUGUGGUGGAGAUGCAGGACCCGAAGGCUGGGAUAAAGGGCUCCGAGCAGAAACUUAAUGUCACCACUAUACCCCAUGUCAUUGCUGGUAACGAUGUGAUUGCUUGGAUUGUCAACAAGAUGAAGGUCACACAAGAAGAGGCUCAAGCCUUCGGCACCAUGUUGGUGGCCUACGGCUACAUCUACCCGCUGCAGAACCACAAGACGCUCGUGAUGCUCAAUGACUCCAGCCUCUACCGCUUCCAGACCCCUUACUUCUGGCCUACACAGAGAUGGGUUGCAGACGACACCGACUAUGCCAUUUACCUGGCAAAGAGAAACAUCCGCAAGAAGGGUAUGCUGGAGCCAUAUGAACAGGUUCACUACAACCACCUCCACGAGUGGCUCAACCACAAGUGGGACUUUAUAGUGAUGCAGGCUACUGAACAGUACAGGGCAGGGAAGGAGAGAAAGAAGCCGGACCGUGUGGUGUUUGACUGUCAGGAGAGGGCUUUCUGGAUAGUGAACAGACCACCGCGUCGGACGCACACUGCUUUGGAUUAUGGUCCGGAUCGCCUUAUUGACCCGAAUGUAGAGGAGAAAAUCACCUUUGACCAGCACAGACGGAUGAACAUCUUUUACCAGCAGGCCAUCAUGAGGUCAAAGGUCAAGUCCAGUGUGUCUCUUGGAGCGAUGGUUAAAUACAUGACAACUUGCAAGAACCACGACCCCUUCCUGGCACCCUGUCUACCCAGCAACCCCUGGCAAACAGACAAUGACACCUACUGGACACUCAACAUGAGGAGAGUGGAAACACCUACUAAGAUGCGCGUGGAGCGCUGGUCCUUCAGCUUCUUCGAGCUUCUGAGUGAUUUGGGUGGACGAGAUGACUUCAAGGUUUUCCUCAAAAAGGAAUUCAGCGGUGAGAACUUGGCUUUCUGGGAGGCAGCGGAGGAGAUGAAGUGGGGCGCUGCUUCUGCCAUGUCAACAAAAGCUGAAGCCAUCUUCAAGACCUUCCUUGCCCCAGGAGCCCCACGUUGGAUCAACAUUGAUGGCAGGACCAUGGGUCUGACAGUGAAGGGCCUAGAUCAUCCCCACCGCUACGUACUUGAUGCUGCGCAGACACACGUCUUCCUGCUCAUGAAAAAGGACACUUUCUUUCGCUACCUGAAGUCUCCCGUGUACAAGGAGAUGCAGAAGAAAGCCCUGAACCCUGAGCCUCACAACUUCAGUGACGCCCAGUUGGAGCAGAAUGCCAGAAACCGAAGUCAAGGCAUUCAUCCUAUCAUCCUGUGGCAGCAGGAGGAGGAGGAGCUCUCCAAGGCCGCCAUCGCGGCCACCCCAGUGGACAUCAAGGCCAUGAUGAGCAAGAUUGACAGAAAGAAGUAG